Melitaea cinxia (Glanville fritillary) is the source of this 1518-nucleotide messenger RNA. RefSeq lists its product as uncharacterized. The record is from RefSeq and is a predicted model, not a curated record. Bases 1 to 1518 code for a protein of 505 amino acids. The transcript is spliced from 3 exons. Lineage: Eukaryota; Metazoa; Arthropoda; Insecta; Lepidoptera; Nymphalidae. Gene Ontology annotation, molecular function: catalytic activity.
AUGAAAGCACACAAGAAUAAAAAAAGAUAUACACAGCGGCUGCACGUCCUCCCACUGAAAGUACACGUCUCUAACAUCCGAGGUCUGCACUCCAAUCUCGAAUCUGUCCACCACCACCUAGAAACAGAAAAACCGCAGCUGCUGUUCCUCACUGAGACGCAGAUCAGAUGUCCGGCUGACACGGCGUACCUCAGCUACCCCGGGUAUUCUCUGGAGCACAGGUUCAUACCUCGUGCCGGAUUAGUCAUCCUGGGGGACUUCAACGCCCACCACCAGGAGUGGCUGUACCCAUACCAAGUGACCGACCAUGCUGGGAGAGAAGUGCGUAAACUAGCCUUGACGCUGGACCUCACCCAGCUUGUAAAUUGUGCUACCAGGGUACCAGACGUAGACACUCAUACCGCCAACUGCUUAGACCUAUUUUUAACAACUGAUCCAGACAGGUACUCAAUAACAGUUUCUGCACCACUGGGUACUUCUGACCACUGUCUGGUAAAAUCAAUAUCCGUCUGUUCCCCACCCGAAGAAUCCCCAUGUGGCCCAAGACGGGUGUGGCGAUAUAAGGCAGCGGAUUGGGAUGAGAUGCGUCACUUUUUCUCGUCCUAUCCUUGGCGAGAGGCAUGCUUUUCUUCUGAUGAUCCGUCGAGCUGCGCUGAAGCCAUUACCGCGGUUAUUCGCCAAGGUAUGGAAUAUUUUAUACCAUACUCUGACGUAGCGACGAAUGGAAAAGCUCGCCCAUGGUUUGAUGUGGACUGCUAUCGUGCAGAAGCCAAAAAGCGGUCGGCAUACACUGCAUGGGCUGAAGCUCGAACGCGCAAGUCUCCGAAUUCUCGGAAUUUGAAGAAAGCUUUUAACCAAGCCGCCAAGUCAUGUAAAAGGACGUUACGCAGGGCUAGAUUCAACCAUAUCAGCCGCAUUGGGGCCAAACUAGCUUCUUACCCUUCUGGGAGCAAAGCGUUUUGGUCCCUGGCAAAAGCCGUUGAAUCUAACUUUUGUCGGCCGUCACUUCCACCAUUGCUGAGGACCGAUGGAUCACUGGCCCAUUCUGCGAAGGAGAAAGCAGAUUUGUUUGCAUCUCUUUUUGCUGAGAACUCGCGUCUGGAUGUUGCAGGAAAAGCUCCACCAAUCUCAACUCGUGCUGACUGCAUUAUGGCAGAAGUACGCAUACGCCAAAAAGAGAUCCUUAAAAUCCUGCAAACUCUAGACGUGAACAAGGCCAGCGGACCGGACGGUAUACCAGCGAUAGUCCUGCGUACAUGUGCCCCUGAGUUGUCUCCACCUCCUACACGCCUUUACCGCCUGUCACUUAAGACUGGCAAAGUGCCGAAGUCUUGGAAGCUUGCCAACGUGCAGCCUGCAUUAGAAAUAGUCUUAGAGGUAAAAACAGUUAUUGUUCAGAUCAGGUAUCAACUUCUCAUAACUGAUUUAAUAACUUUAAAUAAAGCAAUAAUCUACAAUAAUGUUGACGUUUCUAACCAGUCAAAUAUUAAAGAUCAAUGUAUACAAAACAAGGCUUAA